Messenger RNA from Lactuca sativa (garden lettuce), 423 nucleotides. NCBI's taxonomy places the organism in Eukaryota, Viridiplantae, Streptophyta, Magnoliopsida, Asterales, Asteraceae. The record is from RefSeq and is a predicted model, not a curated record.
AUGGAAAACUGUUCCUCUGCUAAAGUCCCAAUGGCCUUUCGAUAUAAGAUUUCUGUUGAUCCUUCCGGAGAAUUAGUAGAUCUCAAAACUUAUAGAGAAAUAAUUGGCUCACUGAUGUACCUUACUGCAAGCCAACUAGACAUUGUCUUUGCAACAGGAGUAUGCGCAAGAUACCAAGCCGAUCCGAAAGUAUCUCAUAUGACCGCAGCCAAGCAGAUUCUCAGGUACUUAAAGGUCAACAAGUCUCUAGGCCUCUGGUAUCAUGCAGGGAAUGAUUUCAGCCUACAAGCAUUUACUGAUGCGGAUCAUGCUGGAUGUAGAUUGGAUAGAAAAAGUACUUCCAGUGGAUGUCAGUUUCUAGGUGGAAGACUCAUCAGCUGGUCAUCAAGGAAACACAACUGUGUCCCACUAUCUACUGCUUAA